This is a messenger RNA of Neomonachus schauinslandi (Hawaiian monk seal), 886 nucleotides long. It is a transcript of the gene ARL5B, whose product is annotated as ADP ribosylation factor like GTPase 5B. Gene Ontology annotation, molecular function: GTPase activity; GTP binding. The transcript is spliced from 4 exons. NCBI's taxonomy places the organism in Eukaryota, Metazoa, Chordata, Mammalia, Carnivora, Phocidae. Gene Ontology annotation, cellular component: cytoplasm; trans-Golgi network. Gene Ontology annotation, biological process: protein localization to Golgi membrane; intracellular protein transport; vesicle-mediated transport. The coding region runs from base 64 to 513 and encodes 149 amino acids. The record is from RefSeq and is a predicted model, not a curated record.
UGAUACUAAAAAUAUAGAGAUAAAACUUCCUUUGGAUUCUCAAGAUUUACAGAAGAUUUUUUUAUGGUGUCUUUCAACAGCUUAAUGAAUGAAGUGGUUCAUACAUCUCCAACCAUAGGAAGCAACGUUGAAGAGAUAGUUGUGAAGAACACUCAUUUUCUUAUGUGGGAUAUUGGUGGUCAAGAAUCACUGCGCUCAUCCUGGAACACGUAUUACUCAAACACAGAGUUCAUCAUUCUUGUUGUUGAUAGCAUUGACAGGGAACGACUAGCCAUUACAAAAGAAGAAUUGUACAGAAUGUUGGCUCAUGAGGAUCUACGGAAGGCUGCAGUCCUUAUCUUUGCAAAUAAACAGGAUAUGAAAGGGUGCAUGACAGCAGCUGAAAUCUCUAAAUACCUCACCCUUAGUUCAAUUAAGGAUCAUCCAUGGCACAUUCAGUCCUGCUGUGCUUUAACAGGAGAAGGGUUAUGCCAAGGUCUAGAGUGGAUGACCUCCCGGAUUGGUGUGAGAUAACUUUUUGCUUGGAAAGAGACUGCUCUAUUUAUUCUGUGACAUGAACAUUUUCCUAGUACCUUUGGCUGCUAAGGCAGCAGCAUGUUUAAUUUAUAACAACACAAACCUCUAUGAGCAACACUUGAAUCAAGUGCAGCUGAACUGGAACAUAAAAAGAUUUUUUCUUAACUUUUUUUUAAUGCACUAAUCUUCAGUUGGAUGAACAUAAUGUAUAACUAUGUUUUCAGCAACAUAAUUCUUCUGACUGCUGAUUCUAAUUAUUCAAUGACUGCCUUGUAAGAAAUGUUUGUCAUAUGUUUAAUGUUUUCUGAAGUAUUGUAAUAACUUUAAUGACCAAUUUCUUGACCACCCCCUUUCCCUACCAGAUAAUUAC